Molecule: messenger RNA, 474 nt
Organism: Lathyrus oleraceus (garden pea)
Lineage: Eukaryota; Viridiplantae; Streptophyta; Magnoliopsida; Fabales; Fabaceae
Exons: 1
Coding region: 1-474 (157 amino acids)
Source: RefSeq, a predicted model, not a curated record
AUGGGUGGAGGUAUGAUAAUUGAUACUCCAUCUAAUGGGUCGGUGACUACUUAUUCAGUUUGUUUGAAUUACCCUCUGAUGAUAUUUGGUAGGGACUUUGGUAUCGACUCAGUCUGCUUACCGUUGAGUCAACUUGAUGUUAUUUUGGGGAUGGGCUGGCUAGGAUUGAACCGUAUCUAUAUCAACUGUUACUCCAAGGCAGUGUUAUUUCCUGAGUUCGUAGAAGAGAAAGAUCCUCUAUUCAUGUCGACCAAUCACAUGAGAGAAUUAUUGAAAGAUGAAGCCCAAGUGUUUUCAAUGUUUGUUGCUUUAAAAAUAGGAAGUAAUAUAUCAAUGGUUGAUCUACCUGUGGUGAAUGAAUUUCCAGAAGAUAUUACUGAUCUAUCACCUGAGAGAGAAGUUGAGUUUUCUAUUAAUCUAGUGUCGAGCACCAGACCUGUAUCGAUGGUAACUUAUAGGAUGUCUCCAGCAUAA